This is a messenger RNA of Metarhizium acridum CQMa 102, 864 nucleotides long. RefSeq lists its product as uncharacterized. The record is from RefSeq and is a predicted model, not a curated record. NCBI's taxonomy places the organism in Eukaryota, Fungi, Ascomycota, Sordariomycetes, Hypocreales, Clavicipitaceae.
AUGGCUACAGGGCAACCCCAUAAUCGAAAACGAUCUAGGAUUGAGACCACUAAUUUCCAGAGGCUUCAGCCUGAUUUCGCUCGUACAGGCGACGCGGAUACAGUCAAAGACCUCGUCGAAAAUGGAGCCAAUCCCUUUAAAACACUUCAUCCUUGCCGCCAACACUUUCCAGGGAAGGCCUAUCAGAAACUCAAUGCGGAUAAUAAUCGAAUCGGCUCCAAGAGGAGGACCAGCCGUAUGACUGCUCCUCUAAAAUAUGAGGCGUCCAACCCCAAUGGCUAUACUGUCCCUCCCUUCCGUGGCAGAAAUCAUGUGACAACAGUCCAACAAUCACCGUCUGGCAGGGCGUGGACUCAAGAAGAACGGCCAGGGGAUUAUUCUGCUUCAGGUCCAGAAGAACCUCGAGGCACAUCUCCAAAUACGGAGGACCAAAGUCUGAAUAAUUAUCCUUUCAUGUUCCGUCUUCCAAUUCCUGAGUUAAAAGUCGACCCUCCUCCCCCUGGCAAUAUAUCAAGCAAGGAAAUACCUCCAGGAGGCCCUAGGAUUUGGGUUUAUUCCUUUUCAGGUAUAGAAGAACUUCGGGACACACCUCCGUAUACCGAGAACCCAAAUUGGGAUGAUCUGAAUUUCGAUGCUCUGAAUCUUGAUGCGGGCGACAACGAAACCGGCGACAACGAGGCCGGCUCUCCAACCAUAGAUCGUGUUCGUCAUCAAAACCGCAAUUGGGGCUUCUCUGAAGUUGCAUCUACUAGUCCUGUAUCAAUGAGGGUACCGCAGCCAGGGCGACAUCAAUUUCGUUGCUCCGAUAACAGCCACGGGAGGACUUCUUGGCGUGGUGUUGAUGAUACGACGAUCAAUGCAUAA